GACAUGAAACUGUAAAUUACCGGACAUGUAGCGGCGCCGCCGCCAAAUGUAACGGCAUCUCCGUUCCGCACUUUUCUUUCUCCUCAUCGCUCGCGCGCUCUCUUCCCUCCAGGAACAAAUCAACGGCAAUUCAACAAGCGUAAGACUCGUCGUCGUCGUCGGAGGCAACAGCUGUGGAAGAAGCGAUGUGCCAGAACCCUAACCCUAACUCCGCACCCAACACAGAUCCGAGUACCAGUAGCCCGAUCUGCAGCCCCGCCCCCGCCGCCGAGGAGCAGCGCCGCCUGGGGGACUUCGGCAAGCAGGCCCUGGUGCAGGACCUUGCCCGGAGGCUCUCGGACGCCGAUCUGUCGGCGCGGGUUCAGGCCGCGCGGGAGGUGCGCAAGUUCGCUAGGGCGUCGGCUAAGUCCCGCUCCACCUUCGCCGUGGAGGCCGUGGUGCAGCCCCUCAUAGCCAUGCUGCCUUCCCCGGACCGUGACGCCCGUGAGGCUGCCCUGCUCGCGCUUCUCAACCUCGCCGUUCGCAACGAGGGAAACAAGGAUAAGAUUGUGAAGAGCGGUGCUGUGCCACAUCUGGUGGAGCUCCUCCGAAUUGGGAAGAACAACUUAAGAGAGUUGGCUACGGCAGCAGUUUUGACGCUCUCAGCUUCUACCCCUAAUAAACCAACCAUUGCCACCUCUGGAGCAGUUCCUCUUCUUGUUCAAAUUCUCGCUGCAGGAAGUAUCCAAGGAAGGGUCGACGCUGUCACUACCCUGUACAAUCUUUCUUCUUGCGAAGAUAGCACCAACUUUACCCUACCCUCAGAAGCAGUUAAUCCGCUCCUCACCCUCUUAAAGGACUGCAAGAAAUACUCCAAGCUUGCUGAAAAAACCACUCGUCUCCUGGAAAUUUUAUCCCGGACCGAAGAAGGAAGGAACUUGAUAUCCGAAUUUGGCGGAAGCAUUUUGACACUGGUAGAGACCAUCGAAGAGGGUUCAUUGCUCAGUGCAGAGUAUGCUGUUGGAGUGUUGUUUUCUCUGUGCAGCAAUUGCCGGGAGAAAUGCAGGGUGCUCAUCCUCAAAGAAGGUCCCAUUCCAGGGCUGAUGUUGUUAACAGCCGAGGGCACGAAGAAAGCCCGUGAGAGGGCUCAUGAUCUCCUAAAUCUGCUCCGGGAUGAUUCCAAGAAAAAGAGAGUUGUAUCAAAGGAGCUAGAGAUUUUAGUUUACGACAUCGCGACUCGGGUCGAUGGACCAAUGAAGGCUGCUGCGACGGCAAAGCGAAUAAUGGAGGAUAUGGCUAGACGAGAUAAGGAACUCAGUGCCACCAAACUUCACUCCAAAGGAUGCCACUAACUUCAAAUGACUUCUUCCCGUACCCAGUCAACAAAUAUUAGGUUUAGAAGUGUAGGCUUUCUCAGAAUUUGUGUAAGAUAAUGGUUGUGUUUCAUGUUUUUUGUUUGUUCUUUUCAUUUCCCACUUUUCUGUGUACAUGUUAACGCGGACUUUUAGCCAACUUGCUAAAAGUGGAGUGUUUGACUUUGAAGGUUUGAAUGUUCAAAAAAAAAAACUUACUGGAUUCGUAUU
This is a messenger RNA of Zingiber officinale, 1562 nucleotides long. RefSeq names its product U-box domain-containing protein 4-like. The record is from RefSeq and is a predicted model, not a curated record. Lineage: Eukaryota; Viridiplantae; Streptophyta; Magnoliopsida; Zingiberales; Zingiberaceae. Gene Ontology annotation, molecular function: protein binding. Gene Ontology annotation, cellular component: cytoplasm; nucleus. The transcript is spliced from 2 exons. Bases 186 to 1331 code for a protein of 381 amino acids.